This is a messenger RNA of Esox lucius (northern pike), 4604 nucleotides long. It is a transcript of the gene sec23a, whose product is annotated as Sec23 homolog A, coat complex II component. Gene Ontology annotation, cellular component: COPII vesicle coat; endoplasmic reticulum exit site. The transcript is spliced from 18 exons. NCBI's taxonomy places the organism in Eukaryota, Metazoa, Chordata, Actinopteri, Esociformes, Esocidae. Gene Ontology annotation, molecular function: zinc ion binding; GTPase activator activity. The record is from RefSeq and is a predicted model, not a curated record. The coding region runs from base 124 to 2421 and encodes 765 amino acids. Gene Ontology annotation, biological process: endoplasmic reticulum to Golgi vesicle-mediated transport; COPII-coated vesicle budding; COPII-coated vesicle cargo loading.
GGCAUUACUGCGGAUUGCUCUAGCAGCCAUUUUUUCUGCUACGUUGUCAGCUGCUUAACUACGUUGUUCGGGGCGCUGUUCACUGUGAUAUCAGUCUGAAGAUAUCAGCUCUAAGAAGGUGCUAUGGCGACCUUCCCGGAGUUCAUCGCCCAGAACGAAGAGCGUGAUGGAGUACGUUUUAGCUGGAAUGUGUGGCCCUCUAGUCGUCUGGAGGCCACUCGCAUGGUGGUUCCUGUGGCGUCUCUGUUCACACCUCUGAAGGAGCGCACAGACCUGCCCCCCAUUCAGUAUGAGCCCGUCUUGUGUAGCAGGGCGACCUGCCGUGCUGUCCUCAACCCUCUCUGCCAAGUAGAUUACAGAGCCAAACUGUGGGCUUGCAACUUCUGCUAUCAGAGAAAUCAAUUUCCACCUACCUACGCUGGGAUAUCGGAGGUCAACCAGCCAGCCGAAUUGUUGCCGCAGUUCUCCACUAUUGAAUAUGUGGUACAGAGAGGUCCCCAGAUGCCCCUGGUAUUUCUGUACGUGGUGGACACCUGCAUGGAGGACGAGGACCUGCAGGCUCUGAAGGAGUCCUUACAGAUGUCCCUGUCCCUGCUGCCUCCUACGGCCCUCGUGGGCCUCAUCACCUUUGGACGUAUGGUCCAGGUCCACGAGUUGGGCUGCGAGGGCAUCUCCAAGAGCUACGUCUUCCGCGGAACCAAAGAUCUCAAUGCCAAGCAGCUCCAGGAGAUGCUGGGCUUGACGAAACCCACUGCCACACAGGCAGGAAGGGGGCCACAAACUCCAAAGGCCCCCCUCUCCAACAGGUUCCUCCAGCCAGUUCAGAAGAUCGACAUGAACCUGACUGACCUUCUUGGAGAGCUGCAGAGAGAUCCCUGGCCUGUCACUCAGGGCAAACGGCCCCUGCGCUCCUUAGGGUCGGCCAUGUCCAUCGCUGUUGGCCUGCUUGAGUGCACCUUCCCCAACACUGGGGCACGCAUCAUGACCUUCAUCGGUGGGCCAGCCACUCAGGGCCCAGGAAUGGUGGUGGGAGACGAGCUGAAGACCCCUAUCCGCUCCUGGCAUGACAUUGAGAAGGAUAACGCCAAGUUCAUGAAGAAGGCGACCAAACAUUACGAGGCAUUGGCAAGCCGGGCUUCCACUAAUGGCCACAUCAUAGACAUCUAUGCCUGUGCUCUGGACCAGACAGGACUGCUGGAGAUGAAGUGUUGUUCCAAUCACACUGGGGGCUACAUGGUGAUGGCGGACUCUUUCAACACGUCACUAUUCAAACAGACCUUCCAGAGAGUUUUUACCAAAGAGGUGACUGGAUCCUUCAAGAUGGCCUUUGCAGGCACCCUGGAGAUUAAGACAUCUCGAGAGAUCAAGAUUUCAGGAGCCAUUGGGCCAUGUGUGUCAUUAAAUUCCAAAGGACCAUGUGUAUCUGAAAAUGAAAUUGGAACAGGGGGCACCUGUCAGUGGAAGAUCUGUGGUCUUGACCCUAACACCACCCUGGCAGUUUAUUUCGAGGUGGUCAAUCAGCACAACGCACCCAUCCCCCAAGGAGGACGAGGGGCGGUCCAGUAUGUCACCCAGUACCAACACUCCAGUGGACAGAAACGCAUCAGAGUCACCACCACAGCCAGAAACUGGGCGGACGCCGGGACACAGAUCCAGAGUAUUGCGGCUUCGUUCGACCAGGAGGCGUCGGCCAUCCUGAUGGCCAGGCUGGCGGUGUACCGCGCUGAGACCGAGGAGGGGCCAGAUGUGCUGCGCUGGCUGGACCGUCAGCUGAUCCGGCUGUGUCAGAAGUUUGGAGAUUAUCAUAAGGAUGACCCCAACUCAUUCCGCUUCUCAGAGACGUUUUCUCUCUAUCCCCAGUUCAUGUUCCAUCUGAGGAGAUCUCCCUUCCUGCAAGUGUUCAACAACAGCCCAGACGAGAGCUCAUAUUACAGACACCAGUUCAUGCGCCAGGACCUGACCCAGUCUCUCAUCAUGAUUCAGCCCAUUCUCUACGCCUACUCCUUCAACGGACCACCAGAGCCUGUGUUACUGGACAGCAGCAGCAUCCUACCCGAUCGCAUCCUCCUCAUGGACACCUUCUUCCAGAUCCUCAUUUACCAUGGAGAGACUGUUUCUCAGUGGCGUAAGGCAGGCUACCAGGAGAUGCCAGAGUAUGAGAACUUCCGCCACCUACUGCAAGCUCCAGUGGACGACGCCCAGGAGAUCCUCCACAGCCGCUUCCCUAUGCCCCGCUACAUAGACACAGAGCACGGAGGGUCACAGGCUCGUUUCCUGCUGUCUAAAGUGAAUCCAUCACAAACCCACAACAACAUGUAUGCGUGGGGUCAGGAGUCUGGAGCGCCCAUCCUGACCGAUGACGUCAGCCUUCAGGUGUUCAUGGACCAUCUGAAGAAGCUGGCUGUGUCCAGUGCUGCCUGAGUUGGAGAAGAAAGCCAUGGUACCUGAGUACCACAGACAUGGAUCCACCCUCAUCCUCCACCCAAUAGCCCACCUGGGUUUAGACUGUAUUUCUUCUUUCCGAGACAUCCUCAUUGCUUGACUGAGAUUGUCGGGUGCAAUGGAGACCGAAAAAUAGCCCCUAACCCUGCCAGUAACAAACCCGCUUGGGCAGGCUCAGUGAAAUGCUUAACGUGUUUGGAAGAAACCAAAUGCUCUAUGAACCUAGGUUGGCUCAACACUAGCCAGCCUGUACUAUACAUGGAAAAGUCGACAUCCCAAACAGGACAUUUGUUCCUCUUUCUCCCUUUUAUAUUGAAAACAAAGCGCUUUGUACAGGAUAGUGACUAUGCAGAGAACGUACUGAGAUGGGAGCUGCAGUAUAGCCUUCAUGCUUCAGCUGUGGUCAAUGAGUUGUUGACUACUGGCUCGAUAUUUGGUUUCGCAUCAGUAUAUCAAUGGUACAAUGAUGAUAUUUAUGUACACAUUCUCCCCCCCCCCCCCAGAACUCUAACCAACCCAGAAUCAAGUUGGAUACAUUUUGUUCAUAUUUCACUGUGAUAUUUCUCUCACACUACGUCUGCCAUAUCUAUUAAAGCACGGCAUCAAGUACUCUAUAUUUGAUUUUGUUUCAAUUAAAAAGAUUUUCUUACGUCAAGCAGAGACAAACCAUAUCAUGGCCCAGAGUUGUCAUAGCUGCAGGCUACAGAGACCAACUGGUGGCUCCUAUAAGCUGUUUGUUACAGAUUGGAGAAUCCAAUACAACUGAAUCUAAUUAGAGCAAAGUGCUUUCUCUUCUUCGCCCUGCAUACGCCGCAGAAUAAUAGGCUAUUUCAGACCCUUUGGUGUGUGCUGUCUAAUUCAUUCUAGUCAUUCAUAAUCAAACAGUCAUUGUGGCCCAAAACAUGCUAGUAUACUAUACAGAGUGUGGAAGUAGCAAUGUGCUCCACAAUACAGACUUGCAGCUGCCUUCUCUUCUCUGGAUCUGGUCUCAUUUCUGCCUUGUUACUAACAGUGUUAUUUCUGUUGUUUCUAAUAAAAUACCUUUCCUGUUAAUGUUUGUUUUAACACACUGUCUGAUUUGACUGUAAUUGUGUUUUUUUGUUUGUUUUUUUACUGGUAGUAAUCUGUUUUAAAGGCAGGGGUGGGUGAACAUCUGGCCCGCGGUAGGUAAUAAUUUUUUUUUGAGUGGGAGUACAGCAUAACUCAUCAGCCUUUAUGCAUCUGAAUCUGAAUUUCAAUUAUUUAGACAUUAUAAUGAACCUACUAUAUAAAUGUUUUAAUUAUUGCCCUUUUUGCAUGCAAGUCAUUUAUGGUUAACAAAUUACAAAAGAAAUGUGUCUCUCUAUUAUUUAAAGUCCUGAUGUGGCCCCCAAGCCAGAAAGUUUGCCUUCUGUUUUAACUUGCUUCCUAUGUCCUGCUGUCGUCUUUGAAAAGAUGUGGCACCAUCAGAGAACUGAAGAGAAGACAAGUUCAAGGAAAUGGCAUGAAUUUCUCAAUUGAUAACAUAGGUUGGUUUGAGAUUUAGCCAUUCAAAGAAAGGAUGAUCAAAAGCGUAUUGAAAGGAAGCAGGAUAAAAUGAAAAUAGCACUGCUAAAUGAUAGAAAUCUAUUCUCUGCAAUGGCCAACAGAGUGCAGCAAAUCUCACCGAACCCUCACACAGGUUAUCUCUACAGAGGGGGUUUACUGAAUGGCCUUUCUAAUAUGCAAUAAUACCACUGCUAUUGUAGUAAGAUUGUCAUUGCAGAAAGUCCUUCAAAUGUAUCUGCUGUUAUUUUAUGGAGUCUGGUUUCCAAACACCUAGAAUUACUCCCCGAAAUUGCCGGGCUGAGAAAUGUUUUUGUGAGCUUUUGCAUUUGGCAAACCUAGAUAUGAUGACAUUGGAAAAAUGUCAAGCUUUAGGAAGAGCCAAUUUGUCAUAAUGCUCUAACAAGCUUCUAUAAAACCAUUGACUGUCUUUAAACCCAUGUACCCUCCAGCAUUAUACUGUAAUGAACAGGUUACGAAUCAAAGGUUGACAAGCUCAGACAUCAGUAGAGUCUGGCCAUUUUGUUAUUGAAUGCUAAAGACAUUCAACACUUUUGUUAUGUAUUGUCAGUACAUUGCAAUUGAAACAUCUUAAGGGCAGAUGACCUAAGGAUAAUAAAAAGUUGUCACAAACAGCC